GGGGCUGAGCACUGUGGAUCCGCUCUCCUAUAGGCCGAGGUGCUGGCGCAUGGCCGCUGAGCUGGUGGCUGCAUGGACAAUGGGCCCUGAGCGGAUCUGUCCCAAUGAGCACGAGGAGCUGGGGCCGCAGGAGGUGCCUGAGGGAGCCCCAGAUCCGCCCGGGGACUGGAGCAGCGAGGACCCCGAGGAGGAGGAGGAGGAGGGCGGGGACGGCUAUGUCUACCAGCCCCUGACCCAGGAUCCGGAGCCGGGGUUGUGGGACCAGGGUUCGCUGGCAGCUGAGGAGCCCCCAGGCCCUGCAGAGACGACCUCUGGCAUCGGAGCCUGUGUCCCCCAGCCCCUGACCCAGGAUCCGGAGCCGGGGUUGUGGGACCAGGGUUCGCUGGCAGCUGAGGAGCCCCCAGGCCCUGCAGAGACGACCUCUGGCAUCCAGGAGCGAUUGCAGAUGCUGAGGCUGCACCUGCCGGACCCCCCUGUGGAUAGUGAGGAGGAGGAGGAGGGGGCUGCUGCUCAGAGCAGCCAAAGUUCCAUCCCUAUGGACCCAGAACACGUGGAGCUGGUGAAAAGGACGAUGGCGGGGGUGAAGCUGCCUACCCUGGGAAUCCCGGCGUGGGCCAGCGAGAUCUCGGAGGAUCAGUGGACGGCUAUGGUGCAGCGAACGCUGCAGGCCAGGCAGAAUCUCAGCGCCUCUAGGCCGGAACUGAAGUGACGUGCAGAGCCAGAGCCAGCGCCAGGUCCCUGCUGGGAGAGCCGAGGACCAAGUGCUCCCCUGUACGCUUUAACCAGGGACUAGGAUGGGAGGCAGACCAGGGCCCUCGCCCCUCUGACGGGUCGGACUUGGCCUCCCCCGGCACUGAAGCACUAAGCGGUUUGGUUUGUCUCCCACUGAAGCUGUCUGACCCAAAAUCUGUCUCGUCUCCUCCUUUCCUACCCCCGGCUCUCAGCUAGCGUGGUGUGUUGUUGUGGUGUCGUCAGUAGUACUCUGCCCCCCAGGAACUGGAGUGCCCCAUGGGCACUGCUGGCUCGAGCCAGAGCUGUGCUAGUGCCAAAGGGGAUUUCCCUUCUCACCCGUGCAUGCGUGGCCCCCGCCCGCUGUGGAGCGCAAACAACGGUGCUGUGCCGGAUCACAGGAGCUGGAGGCUCGGGUGGCGUCUUUCCAAGGGAUCCAUUUUAUUUAGUUCUGUACAUACAGAGACAGCUGUACAAAAUCCAACACUUUCAUACUAUUAUGCUCUACUGAAAAUAAAGUACACCAUAUGUACAUA
Pelodiscus sinensis (Chinese soft-shelled turtle) is the source of this 1265-nucleotide messenger RNA. The record is from RefSeq and is a predicted model, not a curated record. NCBI's taxonomy places the organism in Eukaryota, Metazoa, Chordata, Testudines, Trionychidae.